AUGAUUUCGUUUCCAUCAGGUUACAUAGUGCAAGAUAAUCCAUCAUCUCCUUAUUCAUAUGUAUCAUGCUUAAGAAAAGAUGAUGUUGGUUAUGUCUAUAGAUGUGAUUCAAAGGAUAAAACGACUUUUUAUGUUGAAAUGACUAUCUCAAUACCACAAAUUCCCCAAAACGACACAACUGUGUACAUAUUUGGUGAUCAGUGCAAUCUCCAGGAUGUCUGUCCAGAUCUAGCUGCUUUGGCUGAUUCUGCUAAAAAUGAUACGAUGUCACUCGGUCCAUUUGGCACUUGGUCGAAAGUCGGAGUAGUUAUUUUUAUAUGUAUUUUAGGCUUUAUUGUAUUAGUUGCUUGUUUUGUAGUUGUCAGAAGAAAUAGUAUGGCAAAUAUAAACUCAAGAAGGUUAGAUUAUCCUGAUGAAGGUGAUGAUAAUCUGGAUCAAUUUUCGCAUAAUGAGAACGAUGAUAAUGUUCUUACACAAAUGCCAUUAAAAGAUACGUUAACUAAUGUUGAGAGGAAGAUAUCACAUAAAGACAAAGUUAUGCAUAGUCCGACAAUCAAAAAAAGUUCAAAUAAUGAUGAUAUUAAGCGAUCAAAAUCACAAAGAACACAAGAUGACAAAAAAAAACAUACCGAAAUUAAUGUUUAUUCCGAAAAACAACCAGUUGUAUUACCAGAUUUAAACCAUAAUGAACAUUCUAAUGAUAAUUUUAUACAGGAAAUGGAUAGACGAUCCACUAUUAAUAGAGGUUCUUUGAUAAAUGAAAAAGAUGCUUAUUCAUCGAAUAAUGAAAUAUACGAAAAUUCAUUGAAAACAAACCCACGAUUCGAUGCAUCUCCACCAGCCAAGAUGCAGAUGUAA
Messenger RNA from Cetraspora pellucida, 858 nucleotides. The record is from the annotation of a GenBank genome assembly. NCBI's taxonomy places the organism in Eukaryota, Fungi, Glomeromycota, Glomeromycetes, Diversisporales, Gigasporaceae.